Molecule: messenger RNA, 1613 nt
Organism: Cuscuta campestris
Lineage: Eukaryota; Viridiplantae; Streptophyta; Magnoliopsida; Solanales; Convolvulaceae
Source: the annotation of a GenBank genome assembly
UCUAUGCCUUUCCCCAUCUAUAUAUACCCACCCAUCAUUGCCCCUUUCUCUCCCUCAUUCAAAACUCGAUUCAUUUUUCCCAUUCUUCUUUAAUUAGUUAUCAAUAUAAGAGUUGUCUGAAAUGGCGGCAGUCUCCACCAUGGAAUCCGACCACCUCACCAAUCACAUUUUCUCCAUCCUUGAGAACAAGUUCCUCUUCGGCCGCUGCUCUGACGGAACCCCCACCGCCGCUUCGUCGCCGGGGAAGGUUCGGAUCCUCUCCAUUGACGCCGGCGGCUCAACCGACGGCGUCCUCGCCGCCAGAUCUCUGGCCUGCCUCGAAGCUGCCCUUCGCGCCGAGUCCGGUAACCCCGGUGCCCGCAUUGCCGAUUUCUUCGACGUCGUUGCUGGCUCCGGCGUCGGCGGCGUUCUCGCCGGCCUUCUCUUCACGCGCGGGAAAGACGGGUCCCCGUUGUUCACUGCCGGAGAAGCGCUCUGUUUCGUCCUGGAAAACGGCGGCAGGUUUUCGAGGCCGGAGAAGAGUGGGGUUUUCCGGCGACGUUCCCGGACUUCGAAGCUGCUCAAGAAGGUGUUCGGGGAGGCGACUCUGAAGGACACUCUGAAAUCCGUUCUCAUCCCCUGUUUCGAUCUCACGACGGGAGCCCCGUUCGUGUUCUCACGCGCCGACGCGCUUGAGAUGGACGCCUGCGAUUUCCCGAUGGCCGACGUUUGCGGGGCCACCCUAGCUAACCGACCAUUCGAGAUAAAGUCGGUAGACGGGAGAACGAGGACCUCCGCCGUGGGCGGCGGCGUGGCCAUGAGCAACCCUGCCGCGGCGGCCAUCACUCACGUCCUCAACAACAAGCAGGAGUUUCCGUUCUCCGCCGGCGUGGAGGAUCUGUUGGUCGUGUCAUUGGGAAACGGAGAACCGGACUCCGGCGACGGUGACCUCACGCCUUCGUCGGCGUCGCUCGUUAAAAUUGUCGGAUGUGGAGCUGCCGACAUGGUGGAUCAGGCGGUGUCAAUGGCGUUUUCAAGCAGGGGGAGCAGAAGCAGCUACGUACGGAUCCAAGGGCGGGGGGAGGAGAUGUUGAAGCAGAGGAACGUGGAGACGGUGUUGUUCCGAGGCAAGAAGUUGGCCCCCGCCUCCAAUCUCCAAACGCUCCUCCACUCCGCCGCCCCUCAACUGCUCAAGGAACACCUCCGGAGAACCACUUGCCGCGGCAUUCUGCCCCCGGUGGUCCUCCUCAAACAACAGCCGCAGGCCGCCUCCGCUUCUUCUCCCCGCACCUCUUCUUCCUCCACAAUUUUAUCCUCCAACUCCUCCUGUUAAUCAAUCAUCUGCAUGCCUGGCUCUUAUCAUUAAUUAAUCGUCGACCAUAUCAGUGUUAUUAUAAGCUAAGUGGAGCUAGCAAAUGCUAAUAUGAAUUAGGCAGCAGCUAGGCUAAUCCAGAUACAUAUAUAAUUAUUAUAAUUAUGUAUGUUGAAUAAUAAUAUGAAUAUUCAUCUGUUUUUUUAUUAGGUUGGUUAGUUUAGAGUGCGUACAUGUUGAUGGUGGAUCGAGUUGUGUCUCUGGAUCGGACGAGUUUAAGUUAAACAUCCCAAAGAGUUGGCAAAUUCUGUUCCUAAGCCUU